Molecule: messenger RNA, 2264 nt
Organism: Myripristis murdjan (pinecone soldierfish)
Lineage: Eukaryota; Metazoa; Chordata; Actinopteri; Holocentriformes; Holocentridae
Gene: adhfe1
Product: alcohol dehydrogenase iron containing 1
Exons: 14
Coding region: 67-1467 (466 amino acids)
Cellular component (GO): mitochondrion
Molecular function (GO): alcohol dehydrogenase (NAD+) activity; metal ion binding
Source: RefSeq, a predicted model, not a curated record
UAUGGCCGCUGGCUUGACAGUAAAAAUCUCUGCAUCCUCUCGGUUAUUGUCUGUAAACUUGUCGGCAUGGCGGGUCGCGACAGGAUCGCUCAGCUGCUGCGGCAGCUCGAGAGAGCAGCGUGCAGAUGUCCUGCUCACUCCAACAGCUUCCACCAAGGUGCUGGAGCUGCUGCCUGCACCGUCAGGAAAACUGACUAUGCCUUUGAGAUGGCGAGCUCCAACAUCAGAUAUGGCGAGGGAGUCACCAGGGAGAUCGGCAUGGACCUGCAGAACAUGAGAGCAGGUAAGGUGUGUGUGAUGACGGACAGGAACCUGGCCGGCCUGCCGCCCAUGCGCUCCGUCCUGGAGUCUCUGGUGAGGAGCGGCAUCGAGCACAAAGUCUACGACAACGUGCGGGUGGAGCCCACCGACACCAGCUUUAAAGAGGCCAUCGCCUUCGCCAAGAAGGAGUCCUUUGAUGUUUUCGUGGCGGUGGGUGGCGGCUCGGUGAUUGACACCUGCAAAGCGGCCAAUCUGUACGCCUGCCACCCCGACGCCGACUUCCUGGACUUUGUGAAUGCGCCGAUCGGGAGGGGGAAGCCGAUCACAGGCGCGCUGAAGCCGCUGAUCGCAGUGCCGACGACGGCCGGCACCGGCAGCGAGACCACCGGCGUGGCCAUCUUCGACUUCGAACAUCUGAAGGCCAAAACCGGCAUCGCCAGCCGGGCGAUCAAGCCCACGCUGGGCGUGGUGGACCCGCUGCACACGCUGCACAUGCCGGAGCGCGUGGCGGCCAACAGCGGCUUCGACGUGCUUUGCCACGCCCUGGAGUCCUACACCGCCCUGCCCUACAACAUGAGGAGCCCCUGCCCCCCCAACCCCAUCAACCGGCCCGCCUACCAGGGCAGCAACCCCAUCAGCGACGUGUGGUCCAGGCACGCCCUCAACGUGGUCGCCAAGUACAUGAAACGAGCGGUGCGAGACCCGGAGGACAAGGAGGCUCGGUCCAGCAUGCAUCUGGCCAGCGUGUUCGCCGGCAUCGGCUUCGGAAACGCCGGAGUCCAUCUCUGCCACGGGAUGUCCUACCCCAUCGCUGGAAACGUCAAGACCCACAAGGCCAAGGGCUACAACGUGGACCAUCCUGUGGUGCCUCAUGGCCUCUCUGUGGUCCUCACCUCGCCGGCCGUCUUCAACUUCACUGCCCCGAUGUGUCCAGAGCGCCACCUGGAGGCCGCACAGAUCCUCGGGGCCGAUGUGAGCCGGGCGAAGCGGGAGGACGCCGGCCCGCUGCUGGCCGACACGCUGCGGCGCUUCCUGUACGACCUGGAGGUCGAGGACGGCCUGGAGGCCGUGGGCUACAGCAAGGAGGACGUCCCGGCGCUGGUCAAAGGAACCAUCCCUCAGGAGCGAGUGACCAAACUGUCUCCCAGAGAGCACACAGAGGAGGACCUGAGCCACCUGUUUGAGGCCUCCAUGAAGCUCUACUGAGCCGCACACACACACACACACACACACACACACACACACACACACACACACACACACACACUCCUGUCGCUGUGAGAACACACUUCAGAUCAGGAGGAAACAGCAUGUGACCGCGCUGAAGCUCGUCCUGAUUUUACCCUGAAAUUAGAGGCGGGGAAAUGAUUGACUAAAGUAUCGUAACUCUUCUUCUUUUUUUUUCUUUUUUUUUUUAACAAUUCAAAAAAUAAAAAUCACAGUAAAUCCUAAUAUCAAAUAGCAAUACUAAAAUCACAAUACUUGAAUCGAAUCGGCACCUGAGCAUCGUGACGGUGUCCAAUCAGGACAGAUCGUCCCACGACUGAAAUAUUCCAGAUUUUACUGUAAAUUCCUCCAGAUUAGAAGGUAAGACACUAAAUCCACUCCGUCCACAUUUUAGCUUAUUUUAGCGUUAGCUUUACUCUACGGGAAAAUCUGCACAUGCGCGCACACACACACACACACACACACACAUACAGUUUCUGUGUGUGUGUGUGUGUGUGUGUGUGUGUGUGUAAAUUGUCUAGCUCUCCCCUCAACAUGAGGAGGAACGCUGCGUGUCUGCAGCUCUGCCUGUUUCUCAGAAAUCUAAUCUGGUGCAGAUUAUAAGCUGAGGUUAUGUAAACCAGCUGGGAUCACAGUGAUUUGAGUGGUUUAACCUGCUGAGCAGAAACUGACCUCAGACCUGCUCAGAGUCACUCACACUCUGUCUUCAGAGUCAGAAGUUAACCAUGAGCAGGCACACACACACACACACACACACACACACACACACACACACU